Molecule: messenger RNA, 1321 nt
Organism: Paramecium pentaurelia
Lineage: Eukaryota; Ciliophora; Oligohymenophorea; Peniculida; Parameciidae
Source: the annotation of a GenBank genome assembly
AUGCAAACUUCAAUUGAUUUACCUUCCCCUUUAGGCAUCGUCUAAACUUCUUCUAUAACAAGCACUGGCAAAAUAUUAGGUCCUGAUUACGAAUAACAUUUACAGAGUGCAGCAAAAAGAAGUGAACAGGAUAAAUUAUUUAGAAAGCAAAAUCAGAUGAAUGAUAUAGAGGAAUUUGAAGCAAUGGAAGUUUAGAAUGGAAAUUAGACAUCAUUAAUAUAUUAUUAUAAGGCCUUGAAAUUGGAUGAAGAAAUAUAGCAUAACGAAGAAUAAAUUAUUAACAUUGUUAAUAUUAGACAAAAAUUAGGAAUGAUAGAGGGAUACCUAAUGAAGAAAAGUCCUCAUUGGUUUUAAGGGUAUUCAUAGAGAAAUUGUAUAUUAAAAAAUAGAGUAUUUAGAUAUUAUGAUUGCGAAAAUAAGAAACUUUAAGGAGUUUUAAAUUUUGAUGUUUAGUCAUUUUAAUUAUAAGAAUUAUAGGAUAAAAAUGGAAAUACAGUAGAAUUUAUGUAUAAAUAUCACUAUUCUAAUAGUUUAAAGCCUUUGGGUUAAACAUAAAAAGUAUUUCAGUUCAAAGGAGGUACAGUAGACUAAACAAAAACUUGGAUUUAAUUGAUAAAAUAACAUCUCUAAGAUUCAAUUGGGUCAUUAAAGGUUUUGAAAUCAUUAAGUUCAUAUGAAUAUUUUUGGAGAGUAUUAUGAUUAUAUUAAUUUGAGUUUGAACGCAUUUCAUCAUUACAAAUUAUGGAGGAUGCUGAAGAUGGAGAUAUAUUACUAUUUUAAGGGAAAGAUAUAAAUUGUCAUAUUUAAAGAACCUUAACACAAUCUAAUUUUGAUCACAUUGGAAUUUUUAUACGUUUAAAUGAAAAUUAAUUGUAUUUAUUUGAAGCAUUACCAUUACAUGGAGUUGGUUUAUGUCGUUGGAAUAAAUUUAUUGUUUGUAAAUGGAAUUAUCUAUAUCAUAAGUAUAAUAUAAUUUAAUUUUAGAGUUAUUUAUAGAAAAUUAUAAGUUAAUAGAGAUGAAAAUUUUAAAUCAAGGAUACAUGAAUUUGUUACUGAUAAUAUUGGUAAAUAAUAUUCAUUUAAUCCUGCUAAAUUAUUCAAAUUUAAGUCAACAAUGCUUCAAGAUCCAUAAUAAUAAUAAACAAGAACGUUUUUUUCUUCUGAACUUGUAGCAGCCUGUUAUAAAUAUUUGAAUCUAUUGUCAAAAGAAGUUUCAUCCACAUAAUAUUCACCAGGGUCUUUUUCAUAAGACAAUCAAAAAUUAUCUUUAUUAUAUGGAAGUUUAAGUGAAGAAUAUCUUAUAGAUUUUGAGGGUGAAUGA